Molecule: messenger RNA, 2284 nt
Organism: Tarenaya hassleriana
Lineage: Eukaryota; Viridiplantae; Streptophyta; Magnoliopsida; Brassicales; Cleomaceae
Product: sucrose transport protein SUC3
Exons: 14
Coding region: 166-2049 (627 amino acids)
Biological process (GO): transmembrane transport
Cellular component (GO): membrane
Molecular function (GO): sucrose:proton symporter activity
Source: RefSeq, a predicted model, not a curated record
UCGAAAUUGGACUCCUUCAGAUCUUGAUCUUCGUCUCCAUCCCUCUCUCGCGGGACCCCUAGAAUCAGAUCGGCGAUUGGAUUUUGCAUGUUUUUGAAUCGAAUGAGAUAUUGAUUGACAAUUGAAUUGGGGAUAUUGUGGACUCGGUCGAUUGGAGGACGAGUUAUGUCCGGGAAGGGUGACUCGGCGGUGUCGAUUUCGGUCCCGUACCGGAAUCUGAGGAAGGAGAUUGAGUUGGAGAUGGUGACCCAUCACCAGACCGGACCGUCUUCCUCCGUUUCGUCGUCUUCCUCUUCUCCUCAUCAACGGUCGGAUCAUCCAAAUCAGUCAGAUGUGGAAACUGCGGCGCAAAAUUGUAGUUUAGCGACUCUGAUCCUCAGUUGUACGGUCGCCGCUGGUGUUCAGUUUGGUUGGGCAUUGCAGCUCUCUCUUCUCACUCCUUACAUCCAGACACUUGGAAUAGAGCAUGCUUUUUCUUCGUUCAUAUGGCUUUGCGGUCCAAUUACCGGCCUUGUGGUCCAACCUUGUGUGGGCAUUUGGAGUGAUAAAUGCUGUUCCAAGUAUGGAAGAAGACGCCCAUUUAUUCUUGUUGGAUCACUCAUGAUCUCAGUAGCUGUGAUAAUAAUCGGGUUUUCUGCAGACAUCGGAUAUCUAUUAGGGGACACAAAGGAAUCUUGCAGCAAUUUCAAAGGCACACGGACAAGGGCAGCUUUUGUCUUUGUCAUUGGGUUUUGGAUGUUGGAUCUUGCGAACAAUACAGUGCAGGGACCAGCUCGUGCCCUUUUAGCAGAUUUAUCAGGUCCUGAUCAGCGGAAUUCUGCAAAUGCUGUGUUUUGCUCAUGGAUGGCCGUUGGAAACAUUCUUGGGUUUUCUGCCGGUGCUAGUGGACAUUGGCAUGAAUGGUUUCCAUUCCUUAAGAGUAGAGCUUGCUGUGAAGUUUGUGGAAAUCUGAAAGCAGCAUUUCUUCUUGCAGUGGUGUUCCUUACUGUAUGUACUCUUGUGACUCUCUAUUUUGCUAAAGAGAUUCCGCUAACAAGCAAUAAGCCCAACCGCUUACCAGAUUCUGCUCCUUUGUUGGAUGAUCUCCAACCUAACGGGCUUGUGCGCUCAAAUUCGAAGCAUGGUACGGCCAAUGGAAUCAAAUAUGAGAGUGCACCGGAACAUGAUAUGGAUGUCAGGCUUGGCAAGUCAAAGACUGAGCAUCAGAAUGAGACUUUUGACGGCCCUGGAGCUGUUCUGGUGAAUUUAUUAACCAGUUUAAGACAUUUACCUCCUGCAAUGCAUUCUGUCCUUAUCGUCAUGGCUCUUACAUGGUUAUCCUGGUUCCCCUUUUUUCUAUUCGACACUGAUUGGAUGGGGAAAGAAGUUUACCAUGGGAAUCCGAAAGGAGAUUCUCUUGAAGUGGAACUCUAUGAUCAGGGCGUUCGCGAAGGUGCAUUUGGUUUGCUACUAAAUUCUGUGGUUCUUGGGAUUAGCUCGUUCUUUAUCGAGCCAAUGUGUCAGCGGAUGGGUGCAAGGGUUGUCUGGGCACUGAGUAAUUUUACAGUGUUUGUGUGCAUGGCAGGCACAGCUAUCAUUAGCUUGAUGUCUCUCAGAGACUACUCUAAAGGAAUUGAACACAUAAUAGAAGGAAAUGAGACAACCAGAACUGCGGCUGUUAUUGUCUUUGCACUUCUUGGUUUUCCUCUUGCUAUCACAUAUAGCGUCCCUUUCUCAGUCACGGCAGAGGUCACUGCUGGCUCGGGUGGCGGCCAAGGACUGGCUAUCGGAGUAUUGAAUCUUGCAAUCGUUAUCCCACAGAAUGCUUGUGUCGUGUGUGUGUAUAUAUAUAUGGGUGUGGUUUCAUUCAGAUGGUGGUAUCUCUUGGGGCGGGUCCAUGGGAUGCACUAUUCGGGGGAGGAAACCUACCGGCGUUCGUCUUGGCCUCUAUUGCUGCCUUUGCAGCCGGAAUCAUCGCCAUGCGUAAGCUGCCCGAUCUCUCCACUUCCUUCAAGUCCUCUGGCUUCCAUUUCGGUUAAUACACGAACAGACAGCUCGGUUUACAAGUAAUAGAAUGGAGACGUCCACAUAUAGCAACGAUGAGGUGGUUCGGCAUAUUCAGGUUAUAAGAUUUGAGAUUGGUUUUGAUUCUUUGUCCUCCUCCUCUCCCCACAUGUGUUUAUUAUUUCAAAGCUUUAGGUUUUUUUUAAUUAAUGUAUAUCUUUAGCUUUUGUAAUAACCGAGAUAGGUGAACUUGUGCUGACUGCUGAUCCUUUUAUACCAAAGUUUUGAAUUUUUCGGUUUA